CCCGGCAUCUGGGGCGCUGGGCGCCGAGCGUCGGGGGGAAGCUUCGCCAUCCACCCCCGCCUGGGCGCCAGCUUUAGGUCCGCACCCGGACUCGGCCAGAGUCAGGCAGUCAGGGCGUUGGCUGGAGGGCCUGGGAGUUAGAAUCCGAAUCCGAACGUUAGAACCAGAAUUGUCGCUUUGGAAUAGAACCUUAGCCUUGAAAUUUGUCUGUUCUGGAAAUCGAUUUUUAGCUUCGGAAUUAAAGUUGAAAUUAGGAUUUUUAGAGUUAGAAUUAGAUUCCUAGCUUAGCGGUGGAAUCAGUGCUAGCAGUGGAAUCCUAGCUUUGGAAUGAGGCCCUUGGCGUUGGAGGAAGAAUGUUGCGCGGGGAGCCUCGCGGAGCAUCUCCACCAGCAGCGCGACAGUCAGCCUCUGGGCCGUCGGGCCGGCGCUGCGCUCCCGGGGACCAGCCCCAGCGCUGGCUCCCCCCGCCCCGCGUGACGCUAGCGAGCGGCGGUGGAGAUGGGGUCGCACCAUCUGGCAGGCACGCCGCGCAUCUCUAUGGACGCCGCGAUGCCCGACCCUUGGCUGCUGCUCGCCAUGGCUUUGACCCUGACACUGACGGGUGUCCCCGGAGGCCACGCACAGCCCAAUGUGGCCCAGCAGGAGGCAGCAAUGGCAGCCGAGCCUCCGGGCUUGGAUGACCUCCUGCGCCAGGCGGAGCGCCUCCUUCUCCUCCGGGAAGACCUCCAGCGGCUGCGAGGGGACCAGGGCAAUCACCCAUCAGAGUCCCAGAGCUUUCAACCCGACUGGCUCUCUAAGCGUCAGCAUCCAGGCAAGAGGGAGGAGGCAGAAGAGAGAGUUUUAGAGGAGGAUGAGGAAGGAGGAGCUGUGGGGCCCUACAAACGGCAGCACCCUGGCCGGCGGGAGGACGUGGCUGCGUGGUCAGUCGAUGAUGCCCAACAGAAGCGGCAGCACCCUGGCCGGCGGGCCUCCUUACUUGGGUAUGCCGUCACCAAGAGGCAGCACCCAGGCAGACGGCUGGUGGAUCCCAAGUUCCAGAGGAGCUGGGAAGAGGAAGAGGAGGAGGAGGAAGAGGGAGAGCUGAUGCCUGAGAAACGCCAGCAUCCAGGCAAGAGAGCCCUGGGAGGCCCAUGUGGGUUCCGAGGAGCCUGUGGUCAAGCUGGUCUCCUGUUGGGGCUCCUGGAUGACCUACGCAGGGGCCAGGAGGCUGAGGAGAAGCGGCAGCAUCCUGGGCGACGGGCAGCAUUGGCCAGAGAGCCCCUGGAAGAGUGAGCCCUGUUUCUUGCACAGUCAAGUUUGUGGUCUAAGAAUGUCCUGAGCCCUGUGUGCCCUUUCCCUUGGUGACCCCCUCUUUCCCUCCUCCUGAUCCCUUAUCAUAAACCUGAGCUCAGUAUAUACACAUCCCCGAGCCCCUGGCCUUGCCCCCUCCUUCAGGGUCAUGAGAAAGCCAGCCUUUGAGGUAAAACCCCAUAUUGCCCCACUUUGCACCGCUGGCAAGGGAGCAGAUCCCAGAGUUCCUCUCCCCGAUCCCUGCAGUCCUGCCUCCCUUCCUUAGUCUGGCUAAAAUGACCCUUCUUUCUCUUCUAAGGGAUCCCCAGAGAGGGGCAGGGUGCUUCCGGGGUGAGCCUCCAACAAGGACUGGGUAGGAUUGAAGCUGUGAUUUUAAAUCCUGCUUCCAUUGCCUGCCGCACAUGUCAAGAUUCAUUAUGUAAACUUUACCCCUAGAACCCAGGGGCUCCCUCCCUUCUUGGGCAUCCUUUUGUGUGUGGGCAGAGCCCGGACCCACAGCUGCGUUCUGCUUGCAGGAAGCAUUGUAGGUGUCUCACCCUAUGGUGCUCUGCUGGGUGGUGGCUGUGGGAAUAAAUGCAUGUAGGAAUAUG
Molecule: messenger RNA, 1880 nt
Organism: Manis pentadactyla (Chinese pangolin)
Lineage: Eukaryota; Metazoa; Chordata; Mammalia; Pholidota; Manidae
Gene: TRH
Product: thyrotropin releasing hormone
Exons: 3
Coding region: 499-1272 (257 amino acids)
Biological process (GO): hormone-mediated signaling pathway
Cellular component (GO): extracellular region
Molecular function (GO): thyrotropin-releasing hormone activity
Source: RefSeq, a predicted model, not a curated record